CGUGACCGGGUCCCAGUUUCGCACAGGGAUGGAGCCGGAAGAGGGGACGCCCUUGUGGCGGCUGCAGAAGCUACCUGCCGAGCUGGGCCCACAGCUUCUUCACAAAGUGCUGGAUGGCAUCUGUGGCCGAGCUUACCCUCUCCACCAGGAUUAUCAUGACGUUUGGGAUUCCACAGAAUGGAAGCAUGUUCUAGAAGAUGUCACACAAUUUUUCAAAGCUGUUGUGGGUAAAAACUUAUCUGAUGAAGAGGUAUUCCAGCAAUUGAAUCAGUUGAAUUCAUCUCAUCAACAAGCUAUCAUGAAAUGCUUGAAAAGCAGGAAAGAUGAAAUCAAGCAGACUCUGUUAGGAGAAAUAGUUGAUAUUUCGUCUGCACAGCUACAGGACUUUGACUGGCAGUUAAAGCUUGCACUUUCUAGUGACAAGAUUGCUACACUACAAAUGCCAUUAUUAAACCUACAUCUAGAUGUCAAAGAAAAUGGUGAAGUAAAACCAUACACUAUUGAAAUGAGUAAAGAAGAACUCCAGAAUCUGAUAACUUCCUUGGAAGCAGCUAAUAAGGUGGUCCUGCAGUUGAAGUAACUGGAAGUGUCGAAGACCCACGCUGAGCAGAGUACGCUGCUGCCCCUCUCACGGCAGAGAGGUUCCUGUGUGCUUGUUCAGCAGCCCUUGUGUUGUAUUGACCUGUCCACCAAGCUGAGCACACAGCAGUGUUGGCGAUUUCAAAGAGAAAGAACAAGAAAUUACGUGGUUGACAGGAAGAGCAUCACAUGAAAGAUGAAAAAGCCAUAGUAGCAGUUUAUAUUUUCAUGUUUGUUUUGCCUCAGUUAUUAAGUAUUUGAAAAUAAAAUCUUUGUAUAUAUAUAAUUUUAUUGAAAACAAAAAGUAGGCUCUAAAGUGAUGUAAGAGUACAAAGCACAAAUAUACUUGAAUAUUGCUUAAAGAAUUAUGUGAAUAGCAAGGACACGUGUUAUGAAUAUAUACUUAAUUUGUGAUAUUUAAAAACAACUUUCUUGAAGAAUGUAUAAGCCGCAAUUGUAACUCAGGACAUUCCAUAUCUUUCUUGUAUUUCAAAGGAAAGAUAAUCAAGUGUAAUGUUUCUUAAGAUAAAAAUUCUUUGUCAGAUAUGAUUAGGAGAAAGCAAAUUGGUGUGCAAGACUUUGAGUUUUGGAAUUAUUUAAGCUAAAAUCUAGAACAAAGAGAAUGGAACAGCAUCGUUACAUAUGCAUCAGUGUGUCAGGUUAGAUGUUUAUGAUCUAAUAAGAGGAAUAGAUGUCUGCAUAGUAUAUUCAAAUAUCAGACAAAAGUAAGCUCUGUUUUUGUUAUAGACUCUUAAUAUUGAAUUUAACUCUUUUGAAUAUUAACAAAUUCAUUGGAAAGCAAACUUUUUAACCUCAUUUAACUUUGAUGACAAACAUUCUGAAAAAAUAAAAAGUUUUAUUUUUA
Messenger RNA from Ochotona curzoniae (black-lipped pika), 1444 nucleotides. It is a transcript of the gene COMMD8, whose product is annotated as COMM domain containing 8. NCBI's taxonomy places the organism in Eukaryota, Metazoa, Chordata, Mammalia, Lagomorpha, Ochotonidae. The record is from RefSeq and is a predicted model, not a curated record. The transcript has 5 exons. The coding region runs from base 29 to 580 and encodes 183 amino acids.